AUGUCCGAACAGCCCCCCUCUCCUCCUGCUGCUGCUCCUGCUGCGGCUCGGUCCGAUCUAGCGUCGGCCGUUGAGUCAGCUCCAGCGCCGCAGCCUGAGUUAGUUCCCGCUGCUGAUCCACAGGAUGGCGAUGAGAGUGAGACCGACUCGGCUGUUGGUGAUGAUGCGGCGAGCUCCACUGCUUCCAUCACCUCCAGCAUCCUUGAGUACCGCACUAUUCAGGGCCGGACGUUUCACAGUGAUAGACAUCCUACCGAGUACUUUACUCCUAACGAUGAGCAGCAAUCUGCGUCCAUUGACAUCAACCAUCACGCUUUGACGCAGCUUCUCAGUGGAAAGCUCUUCCUUGCCCCUAUCAAGGACAACGUGCAGAAAGUACUCGAUGUAGGAACCGGAACAGACGAAUACCCCGAGGCUGAAGUCAUCGGCUCUGACCUCUCACCCAUUCAACCCAGCUGGGUUCCCCCCAACGUCAAGUUCGAGAUCGACGACGCCACCCUCCGCUGGACAUGGGACACAAACACCUUUGACUUCAUCCACAUCCGCUAUCUCUUCGGCGCCAUCAAAGACUGGGCGUCCCUCUUCAAGGAAGCUUACCGCUGCUGUGCCCCCGACGGCUGGAUCCAAUCCGCCGAAGCAGACGUCCACAUCCGUAGUGAUGACGGAACCACUGAUGAUCUUGACUGCUUGAAGCUCUGGGCGAAGCUCUUCACUGAAGGUGGCGCUGCUCUUGGAAGCCCGUUCUUCGUGCAGGAGGGUGAUUUGCAGGAGAAGGGCAUCCAGGCCGCUGGGUUCACCGACAUCAAGAGUAUUGAGUACAAGUUCCCUAUUGGUGGUUGGGCCCGCGACCCUGAACUCCGUUCGGUCGGUAACUACGUCAAGGCGACUCUCGAGAACGAUCUCGAAGGCUACACCCUCCUCCUCUGGAAGACCAUCCUUCAAUGGCCUGAGGACGAGUAUCAAGUCUUCCUCAUGGAGAUGCGCAAGUUUCUCAGAAACAAAAAGGUCCAUGGUUACAUGACUGUUCGCUACGUCUACGGUCGCAAGGCAGAGGCUUCUUGA
Messenger RNA from Fusarium musae, 1062 nucleotides. RefSeq lists its product as uncharacterized. The coding region runs from base 1 to 1062 and encodes 353 amino acids. The transcript has 9 exons. NCBI's taxonomy places the organism in Eukaryota, Fungi, Ascomycota, Sordariomycetes, Hypocreales, Nectriaceae. Gene Ontology annotation, molecular function: methyltransferase activity. The record is from RefSeq and is a predicted model, not a curated record.